This is a messenger RNA of Labrus bergylta (ballan wrasse), 3537 nucleotides long. It is a transcript of the gene ptger4a, whose product is annotated as prostaglandin E receptor 4 (subtype EP4) a. Gene Ontology annotation, cellular component: plasma membrane. Gene Ontology annotation, molecular function: prostaglandin E receptor activity. Gene Ontology annotation, biological process: adenylate cyclase-activating G protein-coupled receptor signaling pathway; negative regulation of inflammatory response; positive regulation of cytosolic calcium ion concentration. The record is from RefSeq and is a predicted model, not a curated record. NCBI's taxonomy places the organism in Eukaryota, Metazoa, Chordata, Actinopteri, Labriformes, Labridae.
ACUGUCUUGAAAAACUAGCUAGGAUUUAUUACUGGCACGUCUCUGAACCGGUGGUGACCACAGCAGCAGACAACAUGAUCCUCUGAGCAGGGUUGGUCGUUUUUUUUUUUUUUUGUUUUUUUUUUAAAUAGGCGUUCGUUUAAGGAUAAAGUGCAGACCUUUUAUUCUGAUUUUGACAAUGUUGUCCAGGCUCUUUGCAAGUGUAAAUAAGUUUCCCUCUCUGGGCUGGAAAUACUGGCGAUAAAACAAGUUUUUUUUCACACCUCUUGAAGUCACUUAGGACAUGAUGAAUAAUCAUACGGUGACAGGGAGGACCAUGGUCCCCACCAUCCCGUCUAUUAUGUUCAUUUUCGGUGUGGUUGGGAACGUCAUUGCCAUAGUGGUUCUUUGUAAAUCUCGCAAAGAACAGAAAGAAACCACGUUUUACACGCUGGUGUGUGGUCUGGCUGUCACGGACCUGCUGGGCACACUGCUGGCCAGUCCGGUCACCAUUGCCAUUUAUGUGAAAGGAUCAUGGCCCGGAGAGGACCCGCUGUGCCAGUACUUUGGAUUCACCAUGCUUUUCUUCUCUCUGGCGGGGCUCAGUAUCAUCUGUGCCAUGUCAGUGGAGAGGUACAUCGCCAUAAACCAUGCUUACUUCUACAAUGACUAUGUGGACCAGAAACUAGCGGGUUUGACUCUACUGGCGAUCUACGUCUCCAACGCGCUCUUCUGCGCCCUGCCCAUCGUCGGCUUCGGACAGGUGAAGAAACAAUACCCGCAAACGUGGUGCUUCUUAGAAUGGAGGAGCAACAAGACCAGCGACGCAGCAUACUCCUACAUGUAUGCAGGUUUCAGCUCUCUCCUUACUCUCAUCACUGUCAUCUGUAACGUUCUGGUGUGUGGGGCUUUGAUCCGGAUGCACCGGCGUUACGUGCGCAGAACAUCGCUGGGAACCGACCUGGGGCGCAACGAGGACCCGCGGAGGAGAGGACGCAGCUUCGGACGCCUGGCCGGUGCAGAGAUUCAGAUGGUCAUUUUGCUUAUAGGCACGUCAGCAGUUGUGCUUAUCUGCUCCAUCCCACUUGUUGCUCAGGUGUUUUUGAACCAGCUGUAUAAGACUCCAGUGGAGCUGCGGUUGGAAAAAAACCCCGAUCUACGAGCGAUACGCUUCGCCUCCUUCAACCCAAUCCUUGACCCCUGGAUCUACAUCCUCCUCCGCAAGGCUGUUCUGCUCAAGCUCAUCGAGAAAAUCAAGUGCUUAUUUUGCAAGAUGGGAGCACGAGGACAACAGGGACAGAGAAACUUCCCCUGUAUAGACGCUCAGCAACUUCCCUCGGUCAUCUCAAACCGGGACUCACACUCUCUUGUUUCCCACGAUCUGCGAGACGCAUCCAGCACCUCCCAGACCUUCCUCUACCUGCCAGAGGGAAGUGAGGUAUACGCUGGAAGCUGUCAAGAAGCAAACAGAUUGUCUGGGUCAAGACCUUCAUCAGUAAGAAACUCUCAUACUUCUUAUUCAUCUGAGCAUGGGAGUGUUGAGACUGACAAUAGAGAAAAAACUAAUGUAAUCAGGGACCUUUCAGCCCUGCAAUGCCCAAAAGAUCCAGCCCUUCAGGUGUCAUUGACCAAUGACACAGAGGAGGAGAAAUGCAUCUAACUGAACUCUGAUUGAGAGAAAGUUCUCAGUUCAGUCUGAGCUUGAUCAUCUACUGACUGACUUCUUUAAAAGUGAACAUUUUAAACCUCAGAAAAAUAGAGGGAGGCGCAUUAAAAUAAUGAAGUCUGAACUUGAAGCUUCACCGUCCUGUGUUCUGUUUCAGCACCCAGCUACCUCAACUGAUGACUAAAUCUAACUAUGUGGGCACAUUUAAGCAUUUUGUCUCACUCCCAUUCUUUGUGAUUCAAGCGUUGCAGACAGAAAAGCUAUCCUUCCAUAGUUCGGCCACUUUGUUCAGUCAUUGUGGAAAUAGUGUGAAAUUUGAUUCACAAGGGUAUGGGCAAUAUGGUAAAUGAAUACAGUGGUGAAAGUGAUCCAUGAGUAAUCCCUGGAAUUUGUAACUCUCAUUGUAAGAACUGAAUCACUUAUAAACUCCUUAUGAGCUAGGUCCAUGACUAAUGCAUAGUGCAGUAUAAUCGUGUGGUGAACACUUAGUUGUUGUUUCCCUCUUUGGAUUACACGCAAAUUUGUCAUCUCAGAAAAGUUUUCCUUUUUAUAAGAAGCGUGCAAAUACUCCUGCGCCACAGUCAUUCAGUGAAAACUGUUUCAAUCUGACUGGGGCUGCUUUCUGUAGCUGCAGAAAAUAUGUUGUAAAGCAGUAGACACAUGUCGCUAAAUGUUCUGAUAAUGGAUAAUAAGUUAUUUCAACACACUUGUAGGCUUCAGAAAAAAUUAUAUUGUAAAUGAUAAAUGUUUUAUAAAUUAUUAUUUGCAAUACGUAAGUCUUCUCUAAGAGAAGAUUCUAGAUAUAAAAAUCACAACUUUAAGGAUUGUCCAUCCUCACUCAGUAUUUCUGCACUUUUUUCAUUAUAGGAGUUUUAUGAAGCUCGUCAAUCUUCCAGUACUUACAUCCUGAAGAUCUGGACUCAAAUCAGUGUGGCACAUAUUUUUUUAUUCAGGGCUGCAAUCCUAAAUCAUUAUUUUACUAGUAGGUAUUCUGACCAUAAUUCUCACCUCAUCCACUUGCUGAUAAUUCAAAUUGUAAUUAAAAAAAGGUAAACUGAUGCAUUGAAACACAUAUAAUUACAAAUAAGUCAAAGUUGGUAUCAGCUAGUUCAGCCUUUUUGCUAAAGAUGAAUGUUUGUUCAAAUGCUGUUAUUUUGUCAAACAUGUCCUGAUUGUUCAUGUUAUCCUCACUGAGAUCAGUUAAUGCUUUCCUUUUCUGUGCUGCAGUUUUCUAUUUUCACAAUUCUCCUUUUCAGCAUCUGUCAAUUGCAAUCUUGACUUCAAACUGAACUUUUGAACUAGUGUUUUUUUUCCCCUCUGACUUUCCACUUAAACACAAAUUAUUUCUUCAUUCCAGCAGCUAUUUUGAAGCACCGUCUACCUCCCUCUCCCUUUUAUUACAUCAACUCCAGAUUGUUGCUUAAUGCUUUUACAUACUUGCCUUUUCUUGUUUUUCUUGUCGCUGUUCAUUUUUAGAAACGCUUUUUUGUGUGCAUACUUGCUGAGAAUAACGCACCUCAUUAGUACUCAGUGUAAUGAAAUUUGCUUGAAGGUACACUUUGCCCCCCCCCACCCAAAAAAAGAGGCCACUUCAACGAGGUCUUAUAAUUUAUCUUUCAAUCAUAAUGCACUUUGUUUUUCAUUUUGUUCAUACUGUAAUGUAGAGUUAAAUCUGGGGAUUUUAUUUGAACAGUUUUGUUGUUGUUGUUAAGUCACAUGUAAACACAGUGUGUGUGUGUGUGUGUGUGUGUGUGUGUGUGUAGAAAAAUAAUAACUGAGACACGCGUGUGUAAAAGUGUUCAGUUUAUAAUGCAGCUGUAAUUUAAUGCUCCCACUAUUAUUUCAGAACAAGCAAGGCCUUUGAAAGGUCAUCAUAUGUUGUCAUCAUAAAG